CGCUAUACUAAGGUUCACAAGUAGAAGAAAGAGUCACUUCUUUUACAAUCGAAAUUCCGACCACAUUAAUUAUUUCUCGUGAAAGAAACGGAAUAAACAGGAAAGUAAUACGAGGUAGAUGACGAAGGUUCCGGCCUCCGCUUCUGUCGCGGCUCGCACGCAACGAGUGCUGCAUGAUCGAGCGGCAAAAAAGGCAGCUCGAGACUUUCCGCCGCCGCCAAAGCGACAGCGUUCUCCACGUAAAAAGAUUGACUUUUCUUUUCGCAAAAAACUCUCGGAGCGCGCUCAGUGCAUUAUCGAUGACCCGGCAAAUGAACGUAUUUUUGAAUACGUUUGGGUCCAGCUAAGAGAAGGCGUAGAUCGUGCUCCAUCAAUAAGAGACGCAGGAAUGAAGCAGUGUGUUAAUGACGGCAUAGUCACUUCGCAAUCUUUUAGCUUUGCUAGAACGAUAACUCUCAUAGUUGGGGAUGUCAGAGUUGUAAUCCCCCUAUGCAGUUCUGUGUACCAGAUAAGAUAGAUCGUGCUAUCGAGAAUCUUGUUGCUUUCAGAUCUCUACGCCCAGCAACGUCCUACUCCGCGGGACCGGUCGGCUUACAAUCACGAUCGGAAAACUGAAACACAUUUUGCGUUAUUGCUAGGUGCACCAUCACCUACGCUGCUAGAGGAAGAUCUUGUGGAUGAUGCAGGCGACGUCGCGAGUACAAUUGGAAAUAGAGAAGGACGAGGCAAGGGCAAUGAUGAGGUGAACAAGAGGCAUUUAUUUGGAGGAAAGCGAGUAGGAGGGGCGCAUGUAACUGCCACGUCUUCUUCUACAACACGCGGUGGUCGUGCCAAGGAUGCAGACAAGAACGUGGACAGCAUUAAUGCAAGAACCGACCGCAAUUGUGUUGAUCAAGAACGAGGCGAUCGACAAUGUGAUGAAGAAGGAGAAAAACAUCUUGAUGAAGGAGAGGGUACUGCGAAAACGCCGGAAAAAGCGUUUUCGGCUGAAGUAGAUCGCUUGGUAGAUGAAAUCGUGGCCUCACCGUCUCACCAGGCUGCUCGUAGACGACUCCGUGGUGAGAAUGAAGAUGAACUCGAGCGCCUCAUUGCCGAAGAUAGUGAUCCGCCUUCCUCUCCCGAACAGAGUCCUUCGGGAGCAGGAGAGAAUCAGAAGAAUACUGCGGACAAUGUCCUCAAUACGCCGACAACUUCCAGUGCCGGAAGUCCUAAAAAAUCUUUCAUGAGUGGAACUGGUCUCGUGCCACCGUUGGAUCUGGCAGCAAGCAUGGCCGCGGCACGUGCAGACGUUCAGCGCAGUUACGAACAAGCAAGUGCGCGUCGUCGUCGCGCAUUCAUGGCCCAGGAACUGAAUAAAGUGGAGCACGAUGUGGUGCCGCCGAAUGCACCUGGCAGUCCGUUUCGGCGGGCGCGGCCGAUCGCGGGCGUGAACACUGAGCAUCCGGCUUACUGGAGACGCUCCUCGAAAAAGGGAGGAGUCGUCGGGAACAAGACUGCAAAUUCAAAUGCAACUGGAGGAGGAACAGCAGGAACAACUGGAGGUGGGACAACGACUACUGUUAAGGGCAUCUUGGGGGAGCAGGCGCAAUUUGGGACUACCACAGAGAAUGUCGUGACCACCAGUCCGACUCACAAUGCUGUUCAAAAUAAUGCGGACGAAGGAGCAGGCUUCACCGCUCACAAUACUUCGGCCAAAAAUUUCGUAUUUUUAGGCAGUGUCAAUCCCGGCUACCCCCGACCGCGCAAAGUGACAAAAAUGCCGAAGAAGAUGAAGAUUCCGCUAGGGGAUGGCACCUACUUCGGCAAGCGAAAGCGCUUCAAGAUGCCCUUUAAUGUCGAAUACCGCACAUUCGACGAGUACGCUCGCUUUCGAGAGGAUCGCUUUCUCGAUGCGCAAGAGCUCUUUCUCUACGAUCCGGCGGGGGAUCAUGAUGAAGAAAGUUAUAGUGCUGCCACUGGUAGAACAAGGUGUGGCGUGGAGGAUGGCGUGGAAGGUGUUGUUGUGGACGAGAAUACGCCUCCUACUACAGGAGUCCCCAUCUCAGGAGGUGCGCAAGGCAAUGUUGUACACAAAUCUGCAGUAGCAGCAACUGCUAUAACAAGUGCCGCGGCCGCGCCUCCUGCACCAGGAGGAGGGAUGAAGAACAACGUCACAGCUACUUCUACACCGAAGUUUUUAGGGGAACCAAGUGAAAGCAUAGAGCAGCAAGAGAUGCGGAGGAAGCGCUUAUUUGACGUGGCUCAUCCCAAUGCUCGUGAGAGAGCGCCUACUAAAUUUGAGUUGUGGAAAGAACCAACAAUCUUACAACUGCGAGGCUUUAUAGCGCCGCGACGCCCGCACGGUGCCCUCAGCCAAUUCGGCAGGGCUGUGGUAUGGACAUUCCGAAACUUAAGCACCAGAGUAAUUUGUAGUACUUGUCACAAGUAAGUAGGUUGAAACUGCAGUUCAUGCCGCGAUAGCAACCGCAGCUAAAAGUGCACUCAGUUUGUUUGAUGUUGGACACGAAGUCUCUGGAUCAUGAUGCCGCAUCAAUUACGAGUUCUUCUAACGUAAAACGGGGUUCGAGGAGGUGAGACACAAAUACUUACCGAUGCAGGUGGGCGCGAUGAUAUUGGAGUUGUUGUAGACGAUUUACGCUUAUCUUCGAAGGAUGCUAAAGCAUCGCCAACUACUCUGGUGAGUUUGCCGUUUUUAUCCGCUAAGAGUAUGGGUUUCGGCGCCGCGGGUGUGGGUGGAGACACUGUGAACACAACAUCGAAGAAGGCAAACUACAAAACGGCAGAUGUAGAGAGCGCUUUCCGUAAGAAAAUCAAAGGAAAAAACUAUGCGAAUGCUGGAGGAGGUGCAGCAUCAAUUAAUAAGACAAGCGCAACCUCCACGACGGGGUCUGCCAUGCGUGGAGUCGUUCCAGGAUAAGCCAUGCCCAUUCGAGGAGAACGAGAAGUGAUGUAUGAUUUGCGAAAACUCUACUGGGAUUUAGGUAGAAAAGCCUGCCAGGGUAGAUGACACAUAAAAAUUUUUCUGUGAGUGCUAAUUGCGAUGAUGUUCAUGUUUUCUUAUAAAUACAAGGAUGCUUAGUACACAUACAACUAGGCCAGUCUCAAGUGAUUCAAUGUAAAGAGUACCUGUGUAGUACGUAGAAUUCUGAAAGAUAUAGCGCUUACUGCGCUUGCAUAGAUGUGGCAGUCUUCACCAACGAAAUGAGUGUGAAAUUUCUGUCUGAAAUUGAGUGAGCAGUUUGUUUCAAGUGUGCUUUAGUAAAGCGCAUAGGCGUAUGGGAUUAAUUUGUUCUGUACUAGGACUUUGAUUUGACAAUAAACGAAACAGAAACUUCUACUAUCCUAAUCGUUGCCUUUCGUGGUGCUACAAGACAGUGAUGGUUUCAUACAAUAAAUGCCAUUAUUUGAAUCAGCCUAAGCGUUUUGCUCUCUGGUGAUCGAUCCAAACGCUGGCUCCAAAAAAUGUCUACCUCACAACUGAUUCUCCUGGAACAGGUGUCUUCAAGUUUCAUAUAUUAUAAUGAACCACGUGAUUUGCACCACCUCGCGCUAGGCAAAAAUUCACGUGUCGUGAUCUAAACCAUGAAGCAUUCUUUGUAAAGCCUGAGCUAAAAACAGAAACCUAAGCUGAUGAGGAGAAAAGAAAGUUGCAAAAACUACUCCGAUUGUUGG
Amoebophrya sp. A25 is the source of this 3672-nucleotide messenger RNA. The record is from the annotation of a GenBank genome assembly. Lineage: Eukaryota; Dinophyceae; Syndiniales; Amoebophryaceae.